AUGGCUGAGAAAGACCAGCAGGCCUACGCAUCAACAAAUGGCUACACCAGAUCAAAUGAUCACGAAUCAGCCGGAACCACCUUCCAAUCCGAGGAGGAGCUGAAACGCCAGAAGAGAAGGAAGUUGUUUAUGUAUAUUGGUAUUUUCAUUGUCUUUCAAAUCAUAGUCAUGACCGUAUUCGGUCUCACUGUCAUGAAAGUUAAGACCCCUAAGCUCCGGUUGGGUAACAUCGAAGUCCAAAACCUCAACUUUACUUCCCAAACAUCACCUUCUUUCGACAUGACCUUCACAACGCAAAUUAGAGUCAAGAACACGAAUUUUGGUCCCUACAAAUAUGAUAGUAGCUAUGUCACGUUUUUGUACCAGGGGAUGCCAUUAGUGCAGGUUACAAUUCCUAAAGGUAAGGCUGGGUGGCGUUCCACUGAAAAAAUUGGAGCCACCGCGAUUUUGAAUUCCAAGGCAUUGCCGAGUGUUUCAAAUCUUGGCAGUGAUUUAGAUUCAGGGGUGUUGAAGCUGAGCAGCCAAGCAAAGAUUAGUGGAAAAGUUGAGUUGAUGUUUGUGAUGAAGAAGAAGAAAUCUGCAGGGAUGAAUUGCACCAUUGAAGUUAAUUUGGCAACCAAGGGGGUUCAGGCAUUGGAGUGCAAGUGA
Molecule: messenger RNA, 648 nt
Organism: Rosa rugosa (rugosa rose)
Lineage: Eukaryota; Viridiplantae; Streptophyta; Magnoliopsida; Rosales; Rosaceae
Exons: 1
Coding region: 1-648 (215 amino acids)
Source: RefSeq, a predicted model, not a curated record